AUGGAAUCUGGAUCCGGAAAAAAGAAAAAGAAAGAAGAUUUUGAUUCAACUCAAGAAGCUCAAACUGAAACAUCUGUUCCAUCACAACUUCCAUCAAAAGAUACACUUGUUGAAUAUUCCAAUACUUGUAGAGACACAUCUGAAGAGAAUCAAAAUAGUAUUACUUCUGAUGAAGAUACACUUGAUCCAUUAAAGCUUUUUUCUCAUUUAGUCUUGUUGAAUCAAUUCAAAAAACUUGAAUUAGAAGAUGAAGAGAUUGAUACUAGAUAUUUGCUUCGUGCAAUCAAUCGUUACAUUUUAUGGUUGAGGAUGUUGAAUGAACAAGAGGAACUCAAGAAAGAAAAUUUGCCAAUUCCACCAAUUGAUGUUUUAUGGGAAAACUAUACAAAAAUGCCAUGGAUUCUUGAUCCUAAUGAUGAUUCUGAUUUUAUUCUUGUGUGUCCUUGGUGUAAUGAUUCAAAUUUUGUCAAAUGGGACAAAUAUAUUGAUUUAAUAAAAAAACCAAAUGAUGAAUCUUCAUCAAUUGUGUGUGAUAAAUGUAAAGUUGCUUUAACUCCAGACAAUUUAUCAGCUAAAAGAUUUCUGGAUGACAUCAAUGAUUCUGCAAGUCAUGACAUUGAUUUGCUUUUUUCAUCAGCUGUUAUGCAUAAAGUUCCUAAAUUAAAAGAACUUUUGGAAUCAUCAAAAGACAAUUCUUUAAAUUGUAAUUGGGAAAAUAUUGGCAAAUAUUUAUCAGAAACAGUCACCUAUCUAAAGCAAGUGAGGCAACUCAGAUUAUUAAAAAAUACCAUAGUUAAAAAAGUCAUUGUAUCUUACAAAGAUAAUAUCUUUCCAUUUGCCUUCAGCUUGUUGGAUGCAGUCAACAGACAAAGAAAGUUCACUCAGAAAAUGGUGGUUGAUAACCACUCUUGGAUUUGUAAUUAUCAAAUACAAAAUAAUGCUAUUAGAAGAUAUGAAUGUUUCAUGAAAUUAAUUGGUAAGAAUCCAUAUAAAUGUAUUGUACCAACAUUAGAUAUUGAUUUAGCAUGGCAUACACACAUGCUGAAUCCAAAAUUUUAUAAAAAAUAUACAAUGGAAAAAACCAAAAGAUUUAUUAAUCAUGAUGAUAGUAUAGAAGAUCAAGUCAUUGAUAAAUCGUUUAAGAAGACCUGCAAGCUAUGGUACAAGGAAUUUAAUGAACUUUAUACCAAUACAAUUGAACCUUCUGAUUAUUUAUUCAGUAAGACACAAAAAGUUUUUGGAACUUUAGCAUUUCCUUUUGGUUUUUAUAUGCUUUCUGAAACUGUAAAGGCUAAUGAAGCCUAUAAAAAAUCAAAAGUUGGUGGAUGUGCAAUUAGCAAUAAUACUGGAACAAGAAAAGUGAAACAAUCUGGAAGUCUCUCCAAGAGUCAUGGCAGCAGUAAUUUUAAUCCAACUCAAGAAGCUCAAACUGAAACAUCAGUUCCACCACCACUUCCAUCAAAAGAUAUACUUGUUGAAUAUUCCAAUACUUGUAAAGAUGCAUCUUCGGAAUAUCAAAACUCUAUUACUUCUGAUGAAGAUACACUUGAUCCAUUAAAACUUUUUUCUCAUUUAGUCUU
Messenger RNA from Entrophospora candida, 1580 nucleotides. The record is from the annotation of a GenBank genome assembly. NCBI's taxonomy places the organism in Eukaryota, Fungi, Glomeromycota, Glomeromycetes, Entrophosporales, Entrophosporaceae.